Salvelinus fontinalis (brook trout) is the source of this 9941-nucleotide messenger RNA. Its product is annotated as transcription factor HIVEP3-like. NCBI's taxonomy places the organism in Eukaryota, Metazoa, Chordata, Actinopteri, Salmoniformes, Salmonidae. Gene Ontology annotation, biological process: regulation of transcription by RNA polymerase II. Bases 2887 to 8763 code for a protein of 1958 amino acids. The transcript is spliced from 7 exons. Gene Ontology annotation, cellular component: nucleus. Gene Ontology annotation, molecular function: zinc ion binding; DNA-binding transcription factor activity, RNA polymerase II-specific; RNA polymerase II cis-regulatory region sequence-specific DNA binding. The record is from RefSeq and is a predicted model, not a curated record.
GAUAAAAAAAGAGGAGACUAAGAGAGAGGGACAAAGAUGGGUGAAGAGAAGGUGGAUAAUGGAAAACUAGCAGGGGGCAAAGGUUAGCAAAGGAUAUAGAGAGAGGUUGAGAGACUGUAGAAACACCCGUAGUGACCUGCACUGUCUUUCACUGUAUCUCAUGCCUGCCGCCCAAUAAGGAGAAUGGUAAUGGUCCCACUGGGUAAUAAUUAGCAGACAGCGCUCCCACCCUUGUCUGUAUGUGUGUCGGUUGGGCUCGCGGCUCGCUGUGUGCGACUGUUUAUUUUCGAGUGUGACUCACACUUCCUGUGCUCUGCCAGUGAGGCAAGCCUCAAUGGAUCAGCAGGGCCUCCUCUCAUUCUCAAUUCCACACGGAAAUACUGUGCGGGGGCUUGAAUGGAUGAGGUGGCUCUGGAAUUCAUUUACUAGUGCACAGGCACCGCAGAUUUCUUUGGAAGGUACAUUUUUUAUAUGUAAAGGAGAGAGCACAGUCUUAUACGACUGAUGUUUUGUUAGCAGGAAAAGACCGCCGUUAGACAGUCAUUGUACGUUCCAGUGUUUCUUGGGUGAAAUCUUCUGGGAAUUCAACAUGCCUUCAUCACUACUUCCGCUUACUUAGUCAAUAAUGGUUGGCGAUGAUGACGGGUUGCUGGGUUUUUCCCCAGGAUCCGUCUCCCUUCGGUGUCCUGUGCUCCGCUCCGGGGAAAAGACCUGUUUUAAGACCUGUUUGUAAUGGAAUCUAUAGCCGACUGUGCCACUGUUUAUUAAAGGUGCAAAGAGGAGCAAUUGUGAGGAGAGGUCUCGAAGCAAGAGGAUUUAGACCUGGUUUGAAUGAGUGUGCGUGUUUUCAUUCAUAGUCCUGGCACGAUAUUUAUUUUCCUCAUAAAGUCUGACCACAAACGUUAAUAUUAGGGAUGCACGAUAUAUCGGUAAGCAUAUCGGAAUCGGACAAUAUUAGCUAAAAAUCUAGUUUAACGCCAAUGUGCAAAACCGAUGUCAAAGCUGACAUGCAUACCUAUAUAACGUUGGUAGAUGACGUAAUGACGCCACGAAGAAUACAGUGCUACACGUGCAAUACAGCAUUCCUCACCUAGCCCAUAAUGUCUGCUGUGUGGAUCUAUUUUGAAGUUUCAAAGGAAGAUAACUAAAAGGCCAUAUGCAACGUUUCUGCUGCUAUUAUUUCUCGAGGAGGGGAGAAAGUGAAAUCGUUCAAUACCACAAACCCAAUUACUCAUUUGAAAGUUCAUCACCCCCCAGAUGUUCAGCGACUACAAAAGCAGAAAAAAAAGUGCACACUUCCAACGACUAAACAAGUUCAAGUCGAGCAGUCAUUUGAAAGAGUAAGAACAUUUCAGUGAGACAACUCAAAGGCGAAAUCCAUUAACGCCAAGAUAAUGGGAUUCAUUGCCCUUGACAAUCAUCCGUUCUCUGUGGAUGAUGUGGGCCUUCGCCGACUGAUCGAGCACCUUGAGCCCCGCUACACACUACCAAGUUGGCGCUAUUUUUCAGAUGUUGCCCUACCGGAGUUACACAGUAUUAUUGAAACACACAUCCAUGAGCUACUUGCUAUGGUCGUCACUGCUAUUAGCUUCACAACUGACAUUUGGACCAGCUGUGUCAGCCCCGUGAGCAUGCUGGGUCUGACAGCACAGUGGGUCGACGAGGAUUUCGUACUGAGGAAAGCCUUAUUGCAUGGUCAAGAAUGUGCUGGUUCUCAUACCGCUGCUGCCAUUUCAAUGGCAUUUGACAACCUGUUUGAAACUUGGAAACAUGAACACACUCCUAGUUCCAUUCGAACAACUGACUCGAGAAGUAAGCUCUCAUCAACUGCGUCUGCAGCAGAUGUGAUACCCUCUGUCAUGGCAUUGAAACGCCUGCUCAACAAAACUGCCGACACAGACCGUGGGGUUAAAACUUGAAAAAGUACUCUACUAGAGGCUGUGAACAAGCUAAUUCGCUGGCAUUCUCUCUGAGCCUCUUUACUGUGUCGCCACCAUAGAUAGAUAGAUAGAUAGAUAGAUAGAUAGAUAGAUAGAUAGAUAGAUAGAUAGAUAGAUAGAUAGAUAGAUAGAUUUACUUACUAGAAUGCUAAAUAUCGGGUGUAGUUUUUUUUGGCAAGGAAAAAUAAUGGAUAUCGGUAUCGGCCCAAAAUGUCAUAUCGGUUCAUCCCUAGUUAAUAUGCUUCGAUGUUACAACAAUGAUGACGAUCUUGAUAAUGAUUGUAAUGAUGAUGAUCUUGAUGAUGAUGGUAGCAACUUUGUAGGUCCCUCCUAGCUCUCUCUUAGCUAUUUAAGUGUUUUCAUCCAUCAUCCCUCUACUUAACUCUUUCUCUCCAUCACUCUCUUUUCACCUCACCCCCUCCCUCUCUAAGAAACACACCCACUCAAGCACUCAUAUCUGCUCACUCUCUCCCCGAAUGUCUCUCAGUGACUCUGAAGCUCCUCCGAGGGGUGAAACCAGACUACUCUCUCCCAGAUCCAGUGAGGUACUAGGUUUGACCAGUGACGGCCUAAGAGGAACAAGAGAAGACCCCGAGUUUUCUACUCACCAGAGCCACAGUGUCAGAACGGUCCAGCAGUAUGCCAAGCCAAACCCUCAUCUAGCUCCCAGUCCAUAGUGAAGACCUAUCACAAUGGCUCAGACUUACUCCGUGAUGAGAGAGGAUCUAUGUUUACCUACAUCCUCUAUGCUGCUCUGGGGCACUUUUUAAUUAUGUCUUAUUUGGUCCUCUUGAAUGACUUUUGGCCUGCUCAUAAAAAAGAUACUCCGUUAGAUGUUCCCUCGUCCCAGGCAUCUCUGCGGCACUGUGUCUAGCCCCAUGAGGCUGUGUGGCGCACUGCUCCCAGAGGCAUUCCCUGUGUGUCUGUAAGGCCUCCUCCCCACUCUAUGGAGGCGGAGCCCAGCCACCCUGCUGAUGGGGAGCGAUCCGGAAGACAACAGCAGCCUCUUUCUCCUGGGGCCGCUGAGCCCCCAACAGGGUCCCGUCCACCUCAGCCACAGCAGCCGCCAUCCAACCCCCGCCCCAUCCACGGUGGCCUGGGAUGCCUCCACCACCGCAAGCCUAAACGUAGCGACCUGCUUCUCAUGCUCCAGCAUCAGCACAAGACCCAAGCAGCAUGUCAGCUCUCAACAGACACCCCAGGUCCUUCAGGAGGCAGCUUCUCCUCCCCUUCCACCUCAUCCCUACAAUCCUCCUCUACCCAAGGCCACAACACUCAGGGGGUGCAGUCCCAGCCCAACCAGGAAGUCCUAGAGGGCAGCCCAUCUAAAAGAGGCGAGAGGAAGCUCCAGAAACCGGGGAAGUACGUAUGCACUUACUGCGGCCGUACAUGUGCCAAACCCAGCGUUCUCCAGAAACACAUCCGCUCUCACACAGGGGAGAGGCCUUACCCUUGCGUCCCCUGUGGCUUCUCCUUCAAGACCAAGAGUAACCUGUACAAGCACCGCAAGUCCCACGCCCACCGCAUCAAGGCAGGCCUGGCAUCCAGCCGGGACGAGCUGAGCCUGAGUGGACCCGAGAUGAGCGCCCUGGGAGAGGAUCCCGAGGAGCCCACGGAGGGGGAGAGCACAGACUCUGAAGAGGAGACUGGUCAGUACAGGAAGGAGCGGCUGGUUAAGCAGAAGAGCAGCAGCAGUUUGGCGCUGUCAGGGCAAGAGGAGGGCCAGAGAUCUGACGACUCCCAGGCCGUGAAGCAGAGACUGGCCAUGAGGCUGAGCGAGAGGAAGCGUGGCCCGGACGACCCUCCCUCCGCCUCCUCCUCACUGGACCCCAGCAGUAAAGGCAGCCAAGAGUCAGGCUACUUCUCCCUUUCGAGGAGCUCUGAGAUGAGUCGAGCUGACUCUCAGGUGAGCCCUCCCAACGCCAAAACCUAUGCCGAGAUCAUCCUGGGCAAGUAUGGGCGGCUUGGAGGGCAGCAGCGCGGUCCCCAUCAGCAGCACGCCCAGUCUUCUUCAUCGGGGAUGGAGGAGAAGAGCAGCAUGCCCUUCAGCGUGCCCAAGAUGCAGGUCAUCGAGCACAUCACCAAACUCAUCACCAUCAACAAGGCGGUUGUGGACACCAGCGAGAUCGACAGCGUCAAGCCCAGGCGCUCCUCGCUCUCCAGGAAGAGUAGUCUGGAGUCACCCAAGUUCUUCUCCCCCAAAGAUCCCUAUGUGUUUGAGCCUAAGGGAGAAAGCCCAGGCCCCAGUAUGGCAGGCCAAUCAUUCCGUCCCCAUAUCCAAGACAUGGGCCCAUCGGGGGUCCAGGAGUCCUCCUCAUUGCCUCUGCUGAGAAGCCACUCCAUGCCCACCCCAGCAGGCCAGGGAAACCACUCAACCACCUCUCCCUGGGGCUUCUGUCAUCUGAGCCACUCCUUUGAUGAGCAGCAGGCCGUGGUGGCCAAGAUGAGGGUGGGCGGGCAGCACCAUUUGCUGAGGCGCCAGCCCGCCAUCGAGUUGCCCCUUGGGGCUGAUCUCAGCCUGGAGGAGGCUAGCUCCUCCUCCUCCGUAGCUACAGAAAUUGACCUAACCAGGAAGCAGCACCAGCAGCAACGCAAAGGUCCAAAGCUGUAUGAGUGUGAGGCCUGCGGAGUCCGCUGUAAACAAAGGGAGAGUUUCGAGGCCCACAGGGGUCUCUGCACAGGCAAGCCAAUAAAGGAGCGGGAGAGAGGACAGGUGGAUGGGGCGUUUCGGGAUGACCGCCCCCAGAUGAUGCACUAUAAAUUCCGGGCGCUGGCCAUGGCAGUGAGGAAGAGGCGGAAAGAGGAGAGUCUGGAGGAGGAUCCUCCCAGCCCCGGGCCUACAGCUGUUGUGACCUGCAGCCCUGCAACCACCACUGCAGUGCCAAACCUGGUGCAGCAGAGUGAGGCCUUCUCAGGUGCUCCCUCACAGGCUGAGCAGCAGCAGCAAGACAGGAAGGGCAUCUCGGUCAUCCAGCACACCAGCUCCUUCGAGAAGCAGGAAAGUAUAUCCAUGGAGAGCCAGGAGUCUAUAGAGCUCAGAGAGAGCCAGUCAACACCGCAAAAACAGCCGCAGCCAAAAUCAGCGCCCUCCAUGUCCCGCCUAGUCCGCCAGCACAACAUCCAAGUGCCAGAGAUCCUAGUGACGGUGGAGCCUGACGCUGAUAUGGUGUCAGUGUCGCCCAUGGCGAUGGCAUCCUCGUCCAAGGAGCCAGAGAGAGUGGUAGAGGAGUUCCAGUGGCCUCAGCGCAGCCAGAGUAUGGCUCAGCUCCCCGCCGAGAAGCUGCCACCAAAGAAGAAGCGUAUCCGUCUAGCCGAGGCUGCUGCCCAGUCUUCCGGGGAGUCCAGCUUUGAGUCGGUAUUGCUGGGGCCCCGGAGCCCCAGCCAGGAGAGCAACAUUUCCCACUCACCCAGCCUCUCUGCCUUCUUUGAAGACAUGGGGGGGAAACCUGCUGAGCCUUCCCCCUGGGACUCUAGCAGCACCCAGGGCUCCCACAUGCUAACCGUGCCCUCGGGCCCCCACCAACAAUACCAACCCCAAAGGGAGAUGCGGCGCUCAGCCUCGGAGCAGGCCCCGGCCAGCCCCCAGCAUACGGAUGAGAUCGUGGAGACCAGGAGCAAAUCCUUUGACUACGGGUCCCUAUCCCCGCAGCAGUCUGCGUCAGCCUGGAGGGAGAGGAGGAAGUGCCUACUGGUGAAGCACGCCACUCUCGGUGAGCCAGACCACGAGGAAGGGGCCGUGGCCAGCCACUCAGGCCGACCAGGGAGCCCCAAGCCGGGCCCGUCCUACACCAGCCACCCUUCCCUCCACCCAGCUGAAGCCAGCACCUCUAGGCUCAGCCCAGAGGCCAUAGGGAAGACCGUACAGCUGUUCCACCAGCCCCGGAUACUCCCAUUCCCCAUGCGACCAACUGGGCAUGAUCGGUUCCCUCCUGGCCAGUUAGCCCAGCUCCACCCGGUCACCACUGCCAUCUCAGAUGUCUUCUCCACCCACAUCAUCCACAGAGCCUUCUUACACACACACCUUUCCCCUCCAACCAUACAAGUCCAUCCAGGGCAGCUUCACAUAGCAGAAUGCCUUGGCCUGCCCCUCCAUCCUUUUUCACCUCUGCUCUCCCUGCAGUACCCUACUGGGGCUGGCCAGGCUGUUUCUCCUGGGCUCGCCAUCCAAGUCCCCACACAGCCCCCCAUACCCUCCACUGUGGUUUUCCCUGCCCCAGUCUCUCUACCCUGCCACCAUCCCCUGCCUGUCAUCGCAACGUGCCUGGCGCAGCUGACGCCAGUCGUGUCACUGGUGGUGCCAGUGCGCCUCCAGACCAACAUGAUCACCUACGCCAGUGCCCUGUACACCACCCUCUCCCAGAUCCUGGCGUCAGCCCGCUCCCAGGAGCCCAUCUGCUGCAUGGCCAUGGUUAUUAUGGGCCAGCUGGAGCAGGAAAAUCUGCAGAGGUCCUACCUGAAGAUCCCCACCCCGGACUUCAAGAGCUACCUGCCCCUGUCUCUACCCCUGGAGCUGGGCUCUGUGUCCGGAGAGGGCUAUGAACAACUGGGGGCUGGAGGGAGCAAACGCAUGCUCUCUCCUGCAGCCAGUCUGGAGCUCAGCACAGAGGCCCAGCGCCAGCAGAAACGAGUGAAGGAGGAAGAGGAGGAGGAAGAGAGGGUGGGAGAGGAAGAGGAAAAUAGGGAUUCUGGGAGAAAACUGGAAGCAGGGGUAGACAAAAAGAAAGAGACGGAAAUGGCCCAGGUAGGAGUAGUAACUGUGAAAGUCGAGGAGGAAGAGAAUGUGCAGGACACAGAAGGGCACGGGGAAGAGAGGGAGAUGCAAGGGAAGGCUGAACCUAAGAAAGAAAAGGGGAAGGAGGGCCAGGGAGUGAGUGCUUCCUUUGUACCCCAGAGUCCAGAGGGAGCCAAAGCCCCCUCGUAUCCCAGCCUCCACACCACCACCUCAGUCAGCUGGUGCUACUUGAACUACGUGAAGCCCAACCCGUCUGCCCAGAGGGAGCCACAAACCUCCGUUUACACCUCCUGGAGCGUCAGCGUGCACAACCCCAACCUGCCAGGCCUGUCCACCAAGCUGUCCCUGUCCCUGCUGCGCUCUAAGCAGACACACAGCUCAGAGACCUACACCAUGGCCACAGCUCUAACGCCGGUGACGGGCAAGGUGGUCCCUGCCAGCAGCAGAAAGCCCCACAUUUCAGAAAUACAUGCUACCCCACCCAGCACCCCUGUCGAAGUGAAGGAGCCACCACAGCAGCCUGAGAAGGGGAAGAGAGAGGAGCAAGGGCCCUCCACCUCCAAACAGAGCGAACCUCUCCGUGUUCAAAUCUUCGAGGGCGGGUACAAGUCUAAUGAGGAGUAUGUGUAUGUGCGGGGUCGCGGCCGAGGAAAGUAUGUGUGCGGAGAGUGCGGGAUCCGCUGUAAGAAGCCCAGCAUGCUAAGGAAGCACAUUCGAACACACACGGACGCCCGGCCCUACGUCUGCAAACACUGCAACAUUGCCUUCAAAACCAAAGGGAACCUUACCAAGCACAUGAAGUCCAAGGCUCAUGGGAAGAAGUGCCAGUCAAUGGGAACGUCUGGGUCUUCGCUGGACGAGCCGGAGACCGAGGAAGCAGGAGAUAUUGAAGAGCGUUUAUCUGGCUCCGAGGACCAGGAUGACCACCAGUUCUCGGACGUGGAGGAUUCAGAGGAGGACGAUGACGAGGAGGAGGAAGAGGAGUCCUCAUCUCACAACGAGCCGUCCUCCUCCUGCUCACCCGACCGCCGUCUAUCCACAUGGGGGCACUCCAGCAGCGGAAGACGGUCCCAGCAGGGCACGCCUGACCCCUCAGCCCCAGAACCCCAGCCAGAUCCCAGCCCCUGCCCCAGCCAGGAGCCCUCUCCCACCCGUAGACUGUGGCCCAGCGGGCGUGCUUCCUCUCCAGAAAGCCAGAGGGCACUGUUCUGGGACGCCUCCCCCAGGGCCUUCUCCCCUAGCAGUGAGAGCUGCUCUCCCAUCCGAAGCCUUUCCCCCAGACUGGAGCUGGCCUCCCCCAACCGACACCUCUCGCCCUCUUCCAAGAGAGAACCAUCCCCCAUCAGAGCUCUGUACCCCCUGCGGCCUCUGUCCACUAGCCAGUAUCAAGUGUUGUGGGCCCGGGCCUCUCCCUCGUCCCUGGGGGUGCAACAUAGACCUCGCAGGUCUCCCAGUUGUUUGCCAUGGGACAUCCCCAGUAUGAUGGCCAGCGAUCGCAGACAGGUGGGUUCAAUGGAGAGGAUAGGAACACCAAGUAAAGGGCAGAUUGGUCCAGAACCCUGCCUGUCAUUCCCCCCAGCUUUCCGUCUGUCACCUACUGACAGCCCUAAAGCCCAGUCCCAGUCCAUGGACCGCAUCUUCAGCCACCUGCCUCUGCACUCCCAGCAGGCCAGGGUGCCCUACCUGAUGAUCCCCAUUGGGGGCAUUCAGAUGGUGCAGGCUCGUCCCCGCUCCCACCCCACUACUCCCACCUCGGCCUCCUGUCCCCCAAUGGAGGGGCUUUUACUGGGCCAGACCAGGAGGGAAACCCCCUGGUGCAGGACCCCCAUAACUCAAGGGCUCAGAACUCCUGGGGACCACUGGUCUGACAGCCAGGAAGUAGUAGGAGCCAGCCAAUCAGGGCUGUGCAUUCCCAGUAUAACCCCACCCAUAUGUUUCAACCCCUCCACCUCGCACCAGGGUAGGAUGGACCCAGGGAUGAUAAACACAAUGCAAAAGGACAGCUUACACAGCUCCUCCCACUCCCACAGGUCUGAGGCAGAGACCAGAAAACGAUGGCCCUCACACGGCCAGGCAGGACCAUCCCCCUAGUCAGCCAGUCCCCCCCUCCCACACACCGGAUUGGAUAGCUGUUUGAGAGGCAGCAACCAGGGUUGCGGUCCAGAGCGACUGGUUCAGAAUUGGUAGAGGAAGGAGCAAAGGCGGAGACUCAACCAAUCGAGGCCAGAGCACUUAGUCUCCACCCUUUGAUAUGUCAUGCAUCCUUUACGCUUUGUUGCUUUGUUUUUAUACAGUUUUCAAUCCAAUUGUUAACUUAAAUGUUAGUUCUUCUGCAAUAUUCAGGUUUGUUAUAAAAUGCACUUUUUUAUUGUUGACGAUUUCUUUAAAUCUCUUGAUCUUACCUUCUGUAUCUCUAUAGAUACUGCUAUCUUAAUAUAUAUUUAAAUAUACAUGUCAAAUAAAUAUGAAUACAUUUGUAAAUGACCAAAAUCUUUAAUGAACAAUAAAUGCACAUGUUGUUUUGUCUCUUUGUCCACUAUUACCCAAACUGUAGUUACUUGUGCCUUUUCUUUCUGGGUUUGUGUCUUGAGAUGACGACAAAGAAAAAAGGCUGUGAAGUUUUGAUAUACACUCUGUGUUUCCAGGAAGGGGGUUCCUGUGUGGCGUGAUGAUUGUUUGUAUCCUUAAAGGGAUAGUUUGGGGUUAGAGGUAGUUUCGUGAGCCAAUGCUAACUAGCUGUACCCGAAGACUUCCAGUCUUUGCACUAAGCUAGUUAGCAUUGGCUCGCGAAACUACAGAACCUCUACCUUCCUUCAUACUGGAUGCAGAGACAUAAAAAUGAAUUGCCAAAACACCAAACUAUCUGUUUAAGGCCAUUGCAUUGAUGUCAGGGUAUUCUAAAAUAUGGUAUAUGAGGUGGUAUACUGAAGGAACAGUGCUUUGCAAAGAAAAUGCACUGAAGUCAUAUUUUUUAUAAAAAGAUAUGUCAAUGUUAUGUCUCUGUACAGGGAAGAGUGCUCCAUAUUUAUUAUUUUGUUAAACUAUGAAAGUCAUUCUUGUUUAAGUUUUUUUACUUCACAUUUUUGGAGGAAAAAAAACAUGCCAUUUUUAUUUUGUCAUGUGUCUGUCUUUUUCAUAAUCUUCUCAAGACUUGUGAGGGAGAGGAAGGUCUCUUUUAAGAUUGAAUAUGGUACAAGGAGGAACAAGUGCCCUAAAGAUUUUCACACAGGACAUUUUUUUUUUCAGAACCAAUAAAAAUACUUCUGUGA